AUGAUCUUUCAUGCCCCGGAGUCAGAGAGUUCCGACCCGCGAGUUUGUUAUGAGCAUGAUGGCACGUUCUUACAAAAUUUGGUUGAUAAACUCCUGGACCCCGAUGAGCUAGGUAUUCAUAUAAAACGAGUAUUACGCGUGGGAAAACGAACGGCAAACCCGCUUCGUCCGUUGCGAAUUGUUUUUGAAAAUGUCUUCACCCCA
Messenger RNA from Dicrocoelium dendriticum, 204 nucleotides. The record is from the annotation of a GenBank genome assembly. Lineage: Eukaryota; Metazoa; Platyhelminthes; Trematoda; Plagiorchiida; Dicrocoeliidae.